This is a messenger RNA of Bombus pyrosoma, 1009 nucleotides long. RefSeq names its product ribulose-phosphate 3-epimerase (gene Rpe). Gene Ontology annotation, cellular component: cytosol. The transcript has 4 exons. Gene Ontology annotation, molecular function: metal ion binding; D-ribulose-phosphate 3-epimerase activity. Lineage: Eukaryota; Metazoa; Arthropoda; Insecta; Hymenoptera; Apidae. The record is from RefSeq and is a predicted model, not a curated record. Gene Ontology annotation, biological process: pentose-phosphate shunt; carbohydrate metabolic process; pentose-phosphate shunt, non-oxidative branch. Bases 121 to 777 code for a protein of 218 amino acids.
AUACAACGAAUCUAAGAAGAGAAAGAUGACCUUGUAUGAAAGGUCAUUAGUCCAGUUGAUAAUACUAUAUUGUUAUAACUGAAGACACGUGUCACUUGUUCGUAACAAUCUAAUUAAAAAAUGGCAAAAAAAUUGACUGCAAAGAUUGGACCUUCGAUUCUAAACGCUGAUUUGGCACAACUUUCAGAGGAAUCACAAAAAUUAGUUAAUAGUGGUGCUGAUUAUUUACAUUUAGAUGUUAUGGAUGGACACUUUGUACCUAACCUUAGUUUUGGUCACCCAUUAGUAAAGUGUCUUAGAAAUAAAGUAACAGAUGUCUUUUUUGAAACGCAUAUGAUGGUUUCUAAUCCCAAUCUGUGGGUAGAGCCAAUGGCUGAUGCUGGUGUCAACCAAUACACGUUUCAUGUUGAAGCAGUAAAGAAUGUUUCACAACUUUGCAGAAAAGUUGGGGUAGCACUUAAACCACAGACUCCAGUAAAUGUAGUUGAGGAUUAUGUUGAAUUAGCAGAUAUGGUAUUAAUUAUGACUGUAGAACCAGGUUUUGGUGGUCAAAAAUUUAUGGAACCAAUGAUGGAAAAGGUAUCAUGGCUUAGGAAAAAUUAUCCUACAUUGGACAUAGAAGUUGAUGGGGGUGUUGGACUGGAAACUAUUGAUGCAUGUGCAAAGGCUGGUGCAAACAUGAUUGUUUCUGGAACAGCUAUCGUAGGUUCUUCCGAUCAAGCCAAAGUUAUCCAAACUCUAAGAGACUCAGUAAAUUGUGCAUUGCAAAAUAAUUGACAAUAAGAAGGGAAGGAAAGUAUCUCUUCUACAUAUAAGAUUGAUAUGUUGUACUUAUAUGUUACAAAUUUUGCAAAUAUAAAAUUUUGUUUACAAUUUCUUACAAAAAUAAAAAGGCAAAUUAUUAUUUUCUAUUUUCGUGUCAUUAUAGUCACUUAUAUUCACCGAUAGUUUAUAUAUUUGUAAAAUUGUUAAACUGGGUAUUUGGCAAUAAAGAGACUUUAGGAAAUAA